ACUCUCCAUCUCCAGCUAUGUCUGGCCCACUACUGUGACAUCCAUGGGCCAACUCCCCUGAUGGUCACUGAGGGUCUGGCAAGUCCUUGUGGCGUCUGUCACGAACCCUCAGCCGCAGCAAGCGACAAGCCCCCACGCUCCGCUCCAGCUGCGUCAGAACCCCAGCAGCCUCGGGCGUCGCCAGCCGCAGUUACCGACGGGCUUCGGGAACUCAGCCUUUCACAAGAGGGCCAGCAGUCUCACCGUCCGGCCUUGCGUCGAUCCCCCGGCACCGGCCCCAGCGCCGGCAAUGACGGCGCUGCCGUGACUGGCCUCGACACGCCGCCCGAGAGUCCGCGACCUCUGUCCCAGCAGCCACGACGAGACUCGAGCUACCGUAGGACGUACGAUGAAACCGUCACCCGGAAACAGGGGCCUUGCGAUAAUUGCGCCAUGACAUUGCCUCGUAGGCAGCAGAACGUUGCCGCGGCUGCGGAAGACGCCAUUGACACGCGGGCCCCGACCUUGCGCACCCGCGCGCCGGCUGAGCGCGUCUUUCUCCCCGUCGAGCCAACGUCGCCGCCGAACUCGCAGUCCUCAAGCGACACGGAUGCAGAUCAUGAGGUUCCGAGACAGCCGCGCAGCAGGAAAAACGUCUCCUCUGUGAGCUCACGGACGACGUCGUGCUCUAGCACGUCUACGACCUCGGAGCGUCAUCCCAGCCACGUGCACUAUGUGGACUACACGUCGACUCACGAGCCCAUCCUGCCCGACUCCUUUUCUCUCAUACGCGCCUCAUGUCUGCGCGCCCUGUCCUUUGAGACCCUCCCACGAGCUCCCUCGACCGCGACGCCAGCGGCUUCACCUCAGCACCACAGCUCGCCGUCAUUUGUGACCACGCAGAGCGCGGGUUCGGCAGCGUCGGGCGGUGCCAUUUUCUUUGGUGAUGCUCUGGCCGGAUACACCACCGCCUACAUCUUCCGGAUUCCCGAUCUUCACGCCCGAGGCCAUAAGCGGGUCUAUGCCUUUCUGGCGCUCAGCACUCACAAAGAGCGACUCGCCAUGAAGACGUUUGCGGGUGUGUCGGCGGCCUUCCGCGAGCUCGCCACCUGGAUCCAGAAUCUUGCCGAAGCCGAGGCAGAGCGCACGGCGGAUGCGUCCCCCAUCGGAAGCGUCAUGCAGAGCGGUGGACCGGGCAGCCAUGUGGCAUCGUCAUCGUCGGCCACCAUGGACGCGCCGAAUGUGGAUCGCAGCGCCAGCAGCUUCCUGACUGGAGGGAGUGGCUUCACCAGACGCAUGGGAGGUCCGGGCAGCGUCUCCUCGCUCAAGGCCCGCGGCCUUGCGGAACUCGUCGGGCAGCCAGACUUCUUCAUCACGCUGCACAAGAAAUUCGUGCAGCUCCUGUUUGAGGUUGGCGUGUCCCUGAAUUCGUAA
Messenger RNA from Trichoderma reesei QM6a, 1413 nucleotides. RefSeq lists its product as uncharacterized. Gene Ontology annotation, biological process: positive regulation of TORC1 signaling; positive regulation of GTPase activity. NCBI's taxonomy places the organism in Eukaryota, Fungi, Ascomycota, Sordariomycetes, Hypocreales, Hypocreaceae. The transcript has a single exon. Gene Ontology annotation, molecular function: GTPase activator activity. Gene Ontology annotation, cellular component: cytosol. The record is from RefSeq and is a predicted model, not a curated record. The annotation marks the transcript as partial.